Molecule: messenger RNA, 921 nt
Organism: Sclerotinia borealis F-4128
Lineage: Eukaryota; Fungi; Ascomycota; Leotiomycetes; Helotiales; Sclerotiniaceae
Source: the annotation of a GenBank genome assembly
AUGAAGCUUAAUUUUGCGCAAGUAGCUGCGAUACUCGCGUUCUGUCAAGUCGCUGUCGCUGGCUCUAUCGUCCAGCGCAAUAAUGACAAUGACGUAUACAUUGGCCAAGUUGUCAAUGUCCACGCUAUAUAUUGCCCACAACCAACCACCAUCACCCAAGCGAACGGCAACGUCGCUACUGUCACAGAACCAACCACCAUCACCCAAGCGAACGGCAACGUCGCUACUGUCACAGAACCAGGAUGGUUCACCGUCACCGCUUGCCCAACUGGUUGCACCAGCAACAACAUCAAUAGCCCACCUGUCGCAGACCCGGUCGCCCCCAUGAUCACGGGCUCCGUUGAGGCAAUCUCCACCCCGGUCGCGUCAUCAAGUGAUAGGAUCACACCUGUCACUUCUUCGAGCGUCACGCCGGAGCCAGAGACUACCCCUGUUGCUCCUUCGAGCAUCGAGACCUUGCACGUCGCCUCCCCGAUCGUCGAGUCGGAGACCACACCUGUCGCUUCGGCAAGUGUCAAGAUCACCCUUGUUGCUGUUGCUGUUUCGAGCGUCAAGCUUGAGACUACACCUGUCGCUUCGGCAGGUGUCAAGACCACCCCUGUUGCUGUCGCUGUUUCGAGCAUCGACUCCACACUUGUCACUUCCUCAAAUGACAGGACAAUCACUACCACCGCCACGCCUAACAUCACCGCUCCUGUUGUGUUGUUCCCAACCACCACCGUGGUCGCUAAGACCUCCUCCAAGGCCCCAUUGGCCAAUGGAACCCUCAUCGCCGCUGGAAACUCAUCCAGCUCCAGCUCCAGCUCCAGCUCCAACUCCGGCACCACCACCGGUGCUAAGACCUUUCAGGGUGCAGCUUCCAUCAACGAGAUCAGCGUGGCAGCUCUCGUUGUCGUCCUUGCAUUUGUCAUGGCUUUGUGA